CAGAUUCGGAAACUACGACGGGGAGUUACGGAAGAGGAUCAACAUGCUGAUAGCUGAAAGAUGGCUUGGUACGAACCUCUGUGGUACGAACUAGUGGAAACAUAUGAAACUUGUAUUUUCUGCUUAAUUGCCGAGGGUCGAGACGAAGAAGCGAAAGUCAUAAAGGAGAAUAAGGAGCUGGUGUGUUUCCAAGACAUUUACCCUGCAGCUCCUCAUCAUUACCUGGUUAUCCCCAAACAGCACAUCAUCAACUGUCACUAUCUCCACAGAGGACACAUCGACCUCGUUAACAACAUGGCUGAGAUGGGGAAAGCAGUACUCCAAGAGCAAGGAAUCACUGAUCCAAAGGACUUCAGGCUGGGGUUCCACCAGCCUCCCUACACGUCAGUCAAUCAUCUCCAUCUCCAUGUGCUUGCGCCCUCCAGCCAAAUCUCAAAGUCCUUAGAGUAUAAGUUUAUCCCAGGGACCUAUAAUUUUUUAACUGUAAGGCAUCUUACGAAGCACCUCAAAGAUAAAGAUCCACCAGUCGAUGGUCUAGAAAGCUGCUGCAUUUCUACAUGAGCAAGUUACACAAACACACAACUGUGGGCAUCAGGACAACAGCAGAGGAGUAAAAAACAUUAACCAGGAUGAGCCACAUGAAGAUGAUGCCGACAGUCAGCACUGGUAGCCUCCCAGUAAUGUCCAUGUUUCUGCGUUCAGACUCUGAUGUCCUUUAAGAGUGAGGGAAGCCCAAGUUUUUAAAAUAAUAAUAAUAAUGACAGUUACAAUAACAAUGCUCAAACUGUAAAGACUGUACCAGUCAAUGGUGUAAAUGAACCAAACAGACUCAUGUAUUAACAAACAGCCUACAGGCACUGAGCUGGUAGUAAACACAUUUAAAUAAUGUGGAUGGAUUGUAUUUUGUUGGCUUUUUGUAUAUGAAUGUUAGCUCAAUAGAUACAAAAUUAUUUAUCUUUUCAUGGUUGAGAAAAUUCCUUUGAUGAACUGAACACCAUGUUAAAUGAAUGUUGCACAGGCAAGAUUUUGUCAGAUAUGAAGCAAAUGUUAAUAAUUUUAUGAAAUAUUUAAGAGUAAAAUAUUUU
Messenger RNA from Cheilinus undulatus (humphead wrasse), 1085 nucleotides. Its product is annotated as histidine triad nucleotide-binding protein 3-like. Bases 61 to 561 code for a protein of 166 amino acids. The record is from RefSeq and is a predicted model, not a curated record. The transcript has 5 exons. Gene Ontology annotation, molecular function: catalytic activity. Lineage: Eukaryota; Metazoa; Chordata; Actinopteri; Labriformes; Labridae.